UUGUGUCGGCGCAAAAUUUCCCAUAAAAACUUAGAUCAGAUCAGAAAAUCGCGAACAGUACAUACUCCCAUAAAGAAAUUACCGUUUUAUAAAUAUCUACAAUGGGCAUCUCGGAGACAAUGAACUACGUUCUCUACGAGAAUCCAAUUUCUCAAAGUAUCCAGAAUACAACUAAGAGCAUCAUGAAGCCAAUUUUAAAUGGAACUACUGGAUUUCAGUCAUCACAAGCACCAGUCCAAAUCAUUACUAAGCCAGAACCACUGUGGCAACUAGCCAAUCAGUCUGGUCCAUUCAUUAAAAUAGCUGCCCUUUCUGGGGCUCUGGCAGUGGCCUUGGCUGCAUAUGGCUCGCACAAAAAAUACCCAAAGGACCAAAUUGUUGAGUUGAAGGGAAUAUAUGAAAACGCCAACAAAAUUCACUUUUUCCACACCCUAGCACUCAUUGGUGUACCAAUGACAAGAUCUCCAAAAAUUUGUGGCAGCUUGCUUAUUGCUGGGACUGUGUUAUUCAGUGGUCCCUGUUACUAUCAUGCCUACACAGGUGAAAAUAAAUUUGGCAAGUUGGCCCCAAUAGGUGGGACUAUACUCAUCCUAGGAUGGUUGGCGAUGGCUUUUUAAACUAGAAACAAUAUUAAGAAAAGGUGAUUAGCCCAAUUAAUAUAUGAUAUUAAUACCCAAAGAUUUAAAAAUAAAAUUACUGGAAUGUUU
Molecule: messenger RNA, 707 nt
Organism: Nicrophorus vespilloides
Lineage: Eukaryota; Metazoa; Arthropoda; Insecta; Coleoptera; Silphidae
Product: transmembrane protein 256 homolog
Exons: 3
Coding region: 102-617 (171 amino acids)
Source: RefSeq, a predicted model, not a curated record